Molecule: messenger RNA, 838 nt
Organism: Notothenia coriiceps (black rockcod)
Lineage: Eukaryota; Metazoa; Chordata; Actinopteri; Perciformes; Nototheniidae
Exons: 3
Coding region: 146-760 (204 amino acids)
Biological process (GO): ciliary neurotrophic factor-mediated signaling pathway; negative regulation of neuron apoptotic process
Molecular function (GO): ciliary neurotrophic factor receptor binding
Source: RefSeq, a predicted model, not a curated record
CGCCUCCCGACAGGAGCACCGACAUGCAACCGCUGCACUGACGCUCUGCCACGGCCUCCGCUCCGGGCUACCGCCGCUAUACACCGGAAAAUAACUCCGUUAUCUGGGGGGGGGAUUUCUCUCCUGAAUAACCUGUGGAGAGGAAAUGGCAGACCGGGAGCAGCGGGAGCAGGACGAGCAGCGGGAUCAGACGGAGCAGAGCCCCACGCUGGACUCACCGCUGUCCGGCCCAAGUCAGACCGGGAGAGCAGUGUCUAUAGCCCGGCUGCUGCACCAUGAGUGCGGGCUUUUGCUGCAGCUCUACAAGGAGAAGGAGUCCUUCCUGUCGAGCUACUCCCCUGACGGGGGACGCAUGGUGUCUCCGUCCCCGGUCCCGCAGGAGGAGGCGAGCGGAGAGCAGCGGGUGGAGUGGCUGCACGCCGCUCUGCGACAGUGCCUGGGCCUCCUUCACAGUGUCCUCCUGAAGGAAGAGGAGGAGUGGGGGGAGCAAGAGGAAGACUAUGAGACCCUGAAGAAGAAUGUGCGACACCGUCUGGAGCACCUGCUACUCAGCACAAGAGGACUGCUGGAGGGCCCAGACACCACCCUGGAGGUCACUCCGGACCACCAGGGCACCGAGGAGCCUGACGGAGCGGGGGGGCUGUUUGGUCUGAAGGUGUGGACGUACCGGGUCCUGCUGGAGCUGCAUCACUGGGCGGACCACGCUGCAGAGACUCUGCACGUCUUCCACACGGAGAGGGGGGGGGCAGCAGACCUCUGAGCCGCAGCUACAUGAAGGACCAACAGCUGUAACUCCUAUCACCUCUACUAACACAGCUCCUCCAGCUUUAACUCUUAC